UUUGCUGAGAAGAGGACAAGGACCCAGGGAAAGAGAAAGCAACAGAAUGAAUGAAGUUCAAGUUCAUCCAUAAUAUUACAAUUCACAUAUUUCAAAGAAGAAAAAAAAUAACAAAAUUUCAAAUAAGGGGGAAAAACAAAAAUAGCAAAGGAAAAACCACAAAAAAUACUGAACUCUUUAAUUCUAAUUUUAUCUCUUUUUAACCUUUUCAAAAAAGACUAAAGACAUUGAAGACACCACAAAGCAAAGCAAAAUAACUAUAUGCAAGUGUCUGAACCAGAGGACACCUAUGAGGUCCUGAGGAGACACUCUCAAGAGGAAGGUGGAGAAGCUUACAUCAGCCAAAAAGCAGGAAGAACUGCAGAGGGGGUUGGGCUGGAUUUCUGAAUGCUGCUUCAAAGCCUAUUUGGCAAGAAGCCCUUCUGAGUCAACUUUGUAGUUUGAUGACUUUUAUUAAUGAUUAGCAACUUAAGCCCUAGGGUGGCAAAGAAUCCUCAUCUCUCUACUCCAAAAAGUCCAAGGGAGCAAGCUUGGAGGAAAUGCUGGGUUCAACUUGAAGCCCUUCCACAGACAUUAAGUCGGUGGAAACCAUUCACCUGGAGAGGAGAAACACAAUGGCCACCAAGACAGAGUUGAGUCCCACAGCAAGGGAGAGUAAGAAUGCACAGGAUAUGCAAGUGGAUGAGGUACUGAUCCCCAGGAAAGUUCCAAGUUUAUGUUCUGCUCGUUAUGGAAUAGCCCUUGUCUUACAUUUCUGCAACUUCACAACAAUAGCACAAAAUGUCAUCAUGAACAUCACCAUGGUAGCCAUGGUCAACAGCACAAGCCCUCAAUCCCAGUUCAAUGGCUCCUCUGAGGGAUUGCCUGUUGACUCAUUUGGUGACCUAAAUAAAGCCCCAGAGAGUCUUUCUGCAAAGGCUCCUGUGUAUGACUGGUCUCCUCAAAUCCAAGGCAUCAUCUUUGGUGCUGUUGGUUAUGGUGGCAUACUGACAAUGGCUCCCAGUGGAUACCUGGCUGGAAGAGUAGGAACAAAGCGAGUGGUUGGCGUUUCUUUGUUUGCAACUUCAUUUCUCACUCUAUGCAUCCCUCUGGCUGCUGACUUUGGAAUAGUCUUCCUCAUUGUAACUCGAAUAGUCCAGGGCCUAAGCCAGUGCUCAGUAAUUGGGGGUCAGUUUGCAAUUUGGGAAAAGUGGGGCCCUCCACAUGAACGAAGCAGACUCUGCAGCAUUGCUUUAUCAGGAAUGUUACUGGGAUGCUUUUCUGCCAUCCUUAUAGGUGGCUUCAUUAGUGAAUCCCUUGGGUGGCCUUUUGUCUUCUAUAUCUUUGGAGGUAUUGGCUGUGUCUGCUGCCUUCUCUGGUUUAUUGUGAUUUAUGAUGACCCCACUUCAUAUCCAUGGAUAAGCACCUCAGAAAAAGAAUACAUCAUAUCCUCCUUGAAACAACAGGUCAGGUCUUCUCAGCAGCCUCUUCCCAUCAAAGCUGUGCUCAGAUCUCUACCCAUUUGGUCCAUAUGUUUAGGCUGUUUCAGCCAUCAAUGGUUAGUUAGCACAAUGGUUGUAUACAUACCAACUUACAUCAGCUCUGUGUACCAUAUUAACAUCAGAGACAAUGGACUUCUAUCUGCCCUUCCUUUUAUUGUUGCCUGGGUCAUAGGCAUAGUGGGAGGCUAUCUAGCAGAUUUCCUUCUAACCAAAAAUUUUAGACUCAUCACUGUGAGGAAAAUUGCCACAAUUUUAGGAAAUCUUCCCGCUUCAGCACUCAUUGUGUCUCUGCCCUACCUCAAUUCCAGCUAUAUCACAGCAACUGCCUUGCUGACGCUCUCAUGUGCAUUAAGCACAUUGUGUCAGUCAGGGAUUUAUAUCAAUGUCUUAGAUAUUGCUCCAAGGCAUUCCAGUUUUCUCAUGGGAGCAUCAAGGGGAUUUUCGAGCAUGGCACCUGUCAUUGUACCCACUGUCAGUGGAUUUCUUCUCAGUCAGGACCCUGAGUUUGGGUGGAGGAAUGUCUUCUUCUUGCUGUUUGCCAUUAACCUGUCAGGACUAAUCUUCUACCUCAUAUUUGGAGAAGCAGAUGUCCAAGACUGGGCUAAAGAGAGAAAACUCACUCGUUUGUGAAGGUAUCCCACCUUGGAUGGAAAAGUCAUUAGGCACCGUAUGGCAUAAAAUAGAAGGCUUCCACGAUGAAAAUAUCAGUGAAAAGAAUUUUGUUUCCUGUGGCUCUUUUCAGUUACAAGACCAGUUCGUUAUUUUGUUCAGACUUUUUUUUUGAGAUGAAUAUAAGAUGAAUAAAAAUUCAAAUAAAAU
Messenger RNA from Chlorocebus sabaeus (green monkey), 2300 nucleotides. RefSeq names its product solute carrier family 17 member 3 (gene SLC17A3). The record is from RefSeq and is a predicted model, not a curated record. Lineage: Eukaryota; Metazoa; Chordata; Mammalia; Primates; Cercopithecidae. Gene Ontology annotation, biological process: transmembrane transport; urate transport; monoatomic anion transport. Gene Ontology annotation, molecular function: xenobiotic transmembrane transporter activity; toxin transmembrane transporter activity; urate transmembrane transporter activity. Gene Ontology annotation, cellular component: apical plasma membrane.